Messenger RNA from Hypomesus transpacificus, 2548 nucleotides. Its product is annotated as E3 ubiquitin-protein ligase TRIM47-like. Bases 169 to 1545 code for a protein of 458 amino acids. The record is from RefSeq and is a predicted model, not a curated record. Gene Ontology annotation, molecular function: zinc ion binding. NCBI's taxonomy places the organism in Eukaryota, Metazoa, Chordata, Actinopteri, Osmeriformes, Osmeridae. The transcript has 2 exons.
AAACUGAAACUUAAGUUAGAAUCCUAGCGUCCUGUUUUUCAGAAACUCCUUACUAAUGUGUAUGUGUUACUUUUCACUUAUAGCUCUGGAUUAUUGUUUACUCUUUUUAUACUACAGACAGUUAUAGACAGCAACAUUCAUACAACAACCACUCCAACUCCAACAGAUAUGGCUUCCAUCAGCAGUCUCGGGUCUGAGGAGCAGUUCCAGUGUUCUAUCUGUCUGGAUGUGUUCACUGAUCCAGUCACCAUUCAGUGUGGACACAACUUCUGCAUGGCAUGUAUCACUACAUAUUGGGACAGCACUGACCUGCUGUGUCAAUGUCCCAUGUGUAAAAAGACCUUUGAUAAGAGACCAGAUCUCUUUGUCAAUACUUUCAUUUCUGAGAUGGCUGCUCCUUUCAGGAAGCCAGUGCCAGAAAAAGCAGCCAGCCAGUCAGACCAGUGCCCAACUCUGCCUGCGGUGUCAUGUGACAUCUGCACUGGUACAAAGCUCAGGGCCCUGAAGUCCUGCCUUGUGUGUCAGGCCUCCUACUGUGAGACUCAUCUGGAGCCUCAUCAGAGAGUGACAGGCCUGAAGAAGCACAAGCUGAUCAACCCUGUGGAAAACCUGGAUGACAGGAUGUGUCAGAAGCAUGAGCGACCCCUGGAGCUGUUCUGUAGGACUGACCAGACGUGUGUGUGCCAUUUCUGCACUGAGGGAGAGCACAAGAACCACGACACAGCCCUUCUAGAGGAAGAGUACGGAGAGAGGAAGGCUAAUCUGGGGAAGACAAAAGAAGAAAUCCAACAGUUGGUCAAGGAAAGACUGACGAAAGUUCAGGAUAUUAAACUCUCAAUAGAUGUCAGCAAGAGAAACACAGAGAGAGAGAUAUCCAAGAGUGUGGAGGUCUUCACUGCUGUGGUGCACUCCAUCGAGAGAAGCAUGGCGGAGUUCAUUAAGGUUCUUGAGGAGAAGCAGAAAGCAGCUGAGCAAAAGGCUGAAGGGUUCAUUAAAAAACUGGAGCAGGAGAUCACAGAGCUCCAGAGGAGGAACACAGAGCUGGAGCAGCUCUCACACACUCAAGACCACCUUGUCUUUCUUCAAAGCUCCACAUCCAUGAGCGCCCUUCCACACACCAAGGACUGGUCUAGGAUCAGUAUUCACAGAAGUGUAGGGAGGGAAGGCAGAGCUCUGUCUCAGCUGGAGGACACAGUUCUCAGUGAAAUCAAGAGGUUGCGUCACGCUGAACUGAAGAGGAUUCAGCAAUAUGCAGUGGAUGUGACUCUAGACCCUAAUACAGCAUUACCUUCGCUCAUCCUGUAUAAGGAUGGAAAACAAGUGAAAGAUGGAUUAUUACAUAGCUAUGUGCUUUACAGCCCUGGGAGGUUUUCCCUCGCUCCAUGUGUCCUGGGGAAACGGGGCUUCUCCUCUGGGAGGUUCUACUAUGAGGUGCAGGUUAAGGGGAAGACAGACUGGGAUUUAGGAGUGGCAAGACAGAGUUUGUCAUCAGAGAAGGGAGGAUCACACUGGGUCAGCAAAAUGGAUUCUAGACUAUAUGGCUGAGGAAUGGAGAUCAGUACAAGGCUCUGGCCACCCCAGAUGUCCUCCUCUCUCUGAGAGAAAAGCCCCAGAAGGUGGGGGUGUUUGUGGACUAUGAGGAGGGUCAAGUCUCCUUUUGUGAUGUGGAGGCUAAGUCUCAUAUCUACUCUUUUACUGGCUGCACCUUCACUGAGAAACUCUACCCAUACUUUGGCCUUUUCGGAAACACCAGUGGUCAAAAUUCAGCUCCUCUGAUCAUCACCCCUAUCAACCCUGAAUAACUGCCUUACUGUAAAGUAGGAACUUCAGAAGGCUGUAUAAAUGUACCAAAUGUUCAAUAACACGUCAUUCAAUUCCCUGUAAUACUGUGGGGUGUACUGUAAAGGAUAGCACAUAUUAAGGAAAUAGGUUCAUAUUGACAGUUAGGUUAGGGUUAGAGAUACAGGGUUAGCAGCCUGACCUCCUUCUGGGUGGAUGGUGAACCUGGCGUUUCCUGAGGUGAUGGAGUAGCGUAUGUUGUUGAAGGGCCAGUCUGGGUCUCUGGCCAGCACCUCUCCUACAGCGCUGCCCAGCCUGCUGUCCUCACGCACAUUCAGCUCCAGGACCGUGAACACAGGCUCAAACUCGUUGACAGGAGUCACUGUCACCAGCACCCGCACCUGGGCUGCACACAGGGGCCAUGAACUGGGUUAAUUACAUCACUGCAGUGCUUCUGCACACAGACACACUCACAUCUUCACACUCAUGCCCACACACACAAAAGGUAGUGUUCACACCUACGCACAACAGACACACACAAACAUACACACACACACAGCAAACUGACUUGUGAGAGGAGGUUUGCCUGUGUCUGUUGCCAAGAUGGUAGCCUCAUACCGGAAGUUAUUGGAGGCUAUUUCAGCUGUGUCAUAGUCCAGAGUGUUGUUAACCUGUCAGAGAGUCAACUGAAUCAUUAUAAUGGCAAACUUAAUUGUUGUACUUUAAAAUAAUAAAAAUUAUAAGUUAUAAAUAAAUCCUUAUUUCAUUA